Xiphias gladius (swordfish) is the source of this 1506-nucleotide messenger RNA. It is a transcript of the gene ift20, whose product is annotated as intraflagellar transport 20 homolog (Chlamydomonas). The record is from RefSeq and is a predicted model, not a curated record. The transcript is spliced from 5 exons. The coding region runs from base 111 to 542 and encodes 143 amino acids. NCBI's taxonomy places the organism in Eukaryota, Metazoa, Chordata, Actinopteri, Istiophoriformes, Xiphiidae. Gene Ontology annotation, biological process: intraciliary transport; centrosome localization; protein localization to cilium. Gene Ontology annotation, cellular component: Golgi apparatus; intraciliary transport particle B; cilium.
AACUGCCGUAAAACCCCAAAGAAGAAGAGGAAGAAUAGGAGAAGCAGCUUUGGCUGUUUAGUGUGAGUUGCUUUGCCACAAAGUCAUACAACACAGAUCUUUUGGCGUUGAUGGUGAAAGCAGUUUCAACAGGGCCUUUGGCAAUGGCUAAAGACCCAUUAGCAGAGGCAGGCUUUUAUUUCGAUGAACUCAACAAGCUGAGGGUACUGGAGCCUGAUGUCAGCCAGAAGACCUCAGAGCUUAAGGAAGAGUGUAAAGAAUUUGUUGACAAAAUUGGCCAGUUUCAGAAGAUAGUCAGAGGUCUUAUUGAGCUGGUUGAUGAAUUGGCAAAAGAAGCAGAGACAGAAAAGAUGAAGGCAAUAGGAGCCAGAAACCUGCUGAAGUCAGUGGCAAAACAGAGGGAGGCUCAACAGCAGCAGCUGCAGGCCCUCAUUGCAGAGAAAAAGAUGCAGCUUGAGAGAUAUCGUAUUGAGUAUGAAGCGUUGUCCAAAGUGGAGUCUGAGCAGAACGAGUUCAUCGACCAGUUUAUUCUACAGAAGUAAAGAUGUGACCGAGACACCAGAAAAUGUAUAACUUCUGCAAUCACAUUUAGAGUGCCUGUCCUGUUUUCUCUGGGUGAUACCCACUUCAGAGAAUUACUCUGCUGCACCCCCUCUUUCUGAAGCAAUCCCAAAGCUCCAGCUCCAUCUUCAUCCUAUAACACCUACACCUUCCCUUUACACCUAAUUUCUGCUUUUGCGUGUAAAAUAACAUUCAGCUGCUGUUACUGUACAUGUUCCAACUCCGGUCAAAGGGUGUGACAAUUUUCUAUGUUGUAAGCUUGAAUAUACUAGGAACAUUAAUUUUUGUUCUCACCAAAUAUCUCAACAUCUGAGACCAACGUUAAAGAAGAUGGAGCUAUUUAUACAAAGGAAUAUUAUUUAUACUAUUUAUACUUAAGAAUUACUCUGUAUAUCUAGAUAUUACUUUUUGUAUCAAUAGAAAUAUUGCAUGUGCAUGCAUUUGUAAGUACAUUUUGGUUUUAAAUGAUAGAAGAUUGAUACCCCAACUUGACCAUUUUUGUUACGGUUGCUGUUAUUUCAUUUUUCUGGUACAACCAGUCUGUGGGAACAAUACAUGCAGAGUACAGUCUUCUCUUUUUCAAAUACAUUUUUCUCCUCUUUCUAUUAUCUGUAUCAUUGUCUUUCCUGCAUUAAUUAGCUGACAAGUGGUUAUACUUGAAUAAAUACUGUAAAUUAUAUAAGAAAAUGUAUCACUUUUUGCUGUAAAGAUGCUGGACAGGCAGGGGAGCAAGUUUUUACAUUGUGUUAUGUAUUGGUCAAUAAUAGUGACUUGAUAUCCGUAUAUUUUUACACUGUUCCCAGGCUCUUAGCAACUGAGCAUAAGUCAUGGAGGUUAGUCACUGUGGACGAGUAUCUGUGCAUGUCUAUAAUGUAACUCUUAAGCAUACCCUGUAAAUAAGAAAACAAUUAUUGAGAACUGCUUUAUUAAAAAAGAUCAACAGUA